CUUCUCAGAAGAAUGCAAACUCUUCUUUGAUGGAGCCCCAGAAAAGCCUCGCCCACCCCUCCCUCUCUCCCCAAGGGCAUGGCUGAGCCUAGCUACAGAGUUGGCUGCACUAAGCGUCUGGACGGAGCCUCCAUUUCCACCUCCGUCCCGCCCCAGCGGCUCGGGAUCCAGUUACCUACUGCGCCUACGCGCGCCUCCCAGCUGGCGUUGGCUUCAAAGGCAGGGCUCAGAGUGCGCGGUGCUCUGGUUUCCAAGCAACCGGGAUAACGGAGGUGGGCACAGAGCGCCUGCGCGGCUGGCGGUUGGGCGUGGUCAGUUGUGGAAAACUAGUCCCCGGGUUUCCCCGGAGCAGGAGCGGCUCCCAAGAGCCUCAGGGCUUAACAAUCAUCACUCACCAAACAAUGAAGGAAUGUCCUGGCAGAUCCAGCACCACUGUCCCCAGAAAUGUUUAAAGAAAACGUGGGUCGGGCAAAUGUAGAAACAGCUUAUUUUAGCAGCCGGGAGUGACCCUCAGACAAAUUCUUCACAUGUAUUUGGUUUAAAUCUCCCCUAGACUUAGAUCCAGGCCCUCAAUGGCCGGUCUCCAGUUGACUCCAUAUCUGCCUGUGGGCAUUAUGUUCCCACAUAAUAAAAGGGAAGCUCCAGGACUCCACUCAACCAAGCAAGACCCUUAUGAAGAAGGGGACUCUUCCCUGAGGUCCUCGCUGGGACAACUGAGGAACAAUUUCCAUCCGAAGCUUUUGAGCAACAAAGAGCUGGACCUGGAUAAUGUCUACACUCACCCCCAGAAAAACACCUGCACAAAAGCUCGGAGAUACUCUUACCCCCACAGUGCUGGAAUCCACCAGCCAGUCUCCGGAAGUAAUCCCCAGGGCCAAGGAAAUGGCUUGUUUGGCUUGUCAAGUCCUCAACCUCGGUAUUCCAAAGCCAAUAACCAGGACUUCAUUCACUUCACAAAUAAGCGAGUUGGGGUACAUGGGGCAUUCCCACUGAAACCCAUGGUCCACAACAAGUCUCGUAGUACAGGUGAGGCCUGCACUGAUGGGGACCAGAAUGUCUACCCCCAACCUCCGACUCGAGAGUUUUCAGACAGCAACUUCGGUUUGAGGAGCUGGGUGAAUUCAUCUGUUCUUACUGCCAUGCAGGCAGAGAAGGCCAUGGCAGACCGCCACAGGACUGAGUGGACAGAGAUUCAAAUUCUAGAAGCUGCUGGGGAGAGCUUACAGAAGGAAAUCCGAAGAAAGGAGAUGCUCCUGAGAGAAAAGCUGAAAAAGACAGAGGAAGGUCUGCGAAGGAUCCAGAAAGAAAAAAAACAGACCAAGGAAAACGAAGACGAAGAGCUACAGAGAGUGAUCCUUCCUAGGAGGAGAGCUAGUGGUAGUAACACCACAUACAAACCCAGCUUCUCUCUGGAAUUCAGAUCCAAAAAGAUGUUCAGUAGCAAAAGGGAAGAUGAAAUUUGUGGACGGCGUCAGGAAAAUUCUAGUCCAUUCCAGUUCUCUGAUUAUGGAAUCCAGACACUCAAAAGGGAAAGGCUGGUGGCAAGCAAUAACCAAAUCCGAGAACGAGACUCACGGCCAUCAGCAGACAACUUCUUUCAGCCUUCAGAAGAACUGGGCAGUGCUUUGCAGAGACCUAGCCUGUCCAGGACAUCAGGCUCCUCAAGGUCCAGCUGCUCCACAAAAGAGCCAGAGCUGGGCAAGUGCAGUUACUGUGGACGCACAUUUCUCUCAGUCAGGCUGGAAAGACACGCCACUGUCUGUGGCAGGAUGCAGGGGUCCAAGAGGAAAGUGUUUGACUCCUCCCGGGCCCGGGCAAAGGGCACAGAACUAGAGCAGUACUUGAACUGGAAGGGGCCAGCCACAGUCAAGGCUGAACCUCCUCAGAAGAGCACCUGGAGACAGAAGCAUGAGUCUUUCAUCCGUUCCCUCCGGCAUGCUCGAGAGGUCCAGCAGGUAAUUGCCAGAGGUGGGAACCCCUCAGACUUGCCUCCCAUCCUGCCUGCAGAAAACUCAGACUAUCUUCAGUGUCCUCACUGCAGCCGCCACUUUGCUCCCAAGGUAGCUGAGCGACAUAUACCUAAGUGUAAAACCAUCAAGAACCGUCCUCCGCCUCCUAGGAAGUACGACAGUUGAGUAGACAACAGUGGAAACCACCUUGCACAGUUCAGAAGACUGUGCUCUUCAGCAGUAAACCAGAGUAGAAGAAUUUGAUGAAAAACAGAGAAAACAGAACUUUUCCAGAACUCAGAUCUGCCUUGGAGCAAAUUCAUCCAUGAGAGCCAGACGCAUGGCAGGAGGCAGAAGGAAGCCCCAGCUUUUCACGGAGUCAUGACCUUAGAUGGUAUGUCUUAUGUAUUCUUGACAGAAUUGGUGGGUGAAGACACUUAAUAGUAAGGCUGAAUUAAAGCUCUUCUAAUGAGCCUGACCAUCAUGGUUUGAGCUGGUGAGAUGCCUGUAUUCAGUUGUGUUUUCUGGUCAUGGCAUGUAUCCAGGGUUAACCCUUCUUACUCUUGAAAGAAGUCGGUAUUAGGAGGACGUGGGGUCACAGGAUUUUUGUCACACAGAUGGUAACUCAUAAAAGAUACUAAGAUUGUGCUGGAAGGUGUUAUUAAUGGAAGUCUAUCCUUGGCCUCCUUAGUGCAUGGUCCUGGCCAAAAGCCAACAAAAGUAUGUAAUGUUAGGGACCUGUGUAUCCUAAACCUUCCCUAUGCUGUGCUGUAAAAUAAAGGAAACAUCUUUAUGCACUUUA
This is a messenger RNA of Nannospalax galili (Upper Galilee mountains blind mole rat), 2751 nucleotides long. It is a transcript of the gene Zc2hc1c, whose product is annotated as zinc finger C2HC-type containing 1C. The transcript has 3 exons. The record is from RefSeq and is a predicted model, not a curated record. The coding region runs from base 573 to 2135 and encodes 520 amino acids. NCBI's taxonomy places the organism in Eukaryota, Metazoa, Chordata, Mammalia, Rodentia, Spalacidae.